UGUUCAACAUUCGGCCCUAUUUCCUUCUCCACCUCAUAUUUUCCACCGGAGGACAAUAAGAUGUGACCCUCUUCCGGCUUAGGAAAGAUGGCGGCACCCCACAGUAGGGACUCCAUUUGGGACAGGACCAUACGGCACUUCCGUUUGCAUCUCCGUUUCGGAAUGAUAAAGUACUGCUGAAUUCCAGCCAUGAGGUCUUCUGGCAUGAAGCAACUACAGGGCCUCUUCGCGGUCUAUAAACCUCCGGGGCUGAAAUGGCUGCACGUGCGUGAGACCGUGGAGCUGCAGCUGCUGAAAGGUCUCAAUGCAGAGAAGCCUCCUGCUCCUGAACAGCGUGUUCGCUUCUUGCUAGGCCCUGUGGAAGGCAGCGAAGAGAAGAAGCUGACUCUCACCGCCACCAGUGUGCCCACCCUCACCACCCAUAGACUCGUACGUGGUCCAGCAUUCACAAGCCUGAAGAUCGGUGUUGGACACCGCUUGGAUGUCCAGGCUUCUGGUGUGCUUGUGCUCGCCGUGGGACAUGGUUGCAGACUCCUCACCGACGUGUAUGAUGCUCACUUCACCAAGGAUUACACAGUGCGUGGCCUCCUGGGCAAAGCUACAGACAAUUUCUGUGAAGAUGGGCGGCUGGUAGAGAAGACAACUUACGACCAUGUGACCAGAGAGAUGCUGGAACGCAUCCUGGCUGUGAUCCAAGGCUCCCACCAAAAGGCACUGGUGAUGUACUCCAACCUGGAUCUGAAGUCCCAGGAGGCCUAUGAGAUGGCUGUGCAAGGUGUGAUCCGGCCCAUGAACAAGUCCCCAAUGCUUAUCUCUGGCAUUCGCUGUCUGCACUUUGCACCUCCUGAGUUUCUGCUAGAGGUGCAGUGUAUGCAUGAGACACAGCAGCAGCUGAGGAAGUUGGUGCAUGAAAUCGGCCUGGAGCUGAAGAGCACUGCCGUCUGCACACAAGUGCGGCGCACUCGGGAUGGCUUCUUCAGGCUGGAUGAUGCCCUCCUGAGAACCCAGUGGAACCUACACAGCAUCCAGGCUGCCGUCCGGGCUGCGGCCCCCCGUGUGGCAACAGAACUGAAAAAGAACUUGAGCCUGCGGUUGGGCCACCAGCAGCUCCCUAGUGCUGGGCAAGCCUUGGGGCUUUAAGGGUCCAAGCUCCACUUUGGAGAUGGAAAGCUGUGCAGGGCAGUGACAGGCCAGGCAGCUGCCCAGAUGUAGGUGGGCAAAGACAGGCUCGGCACAAGUCAGAACUGAUGACUAUGCAGAGUGAGAUCAAGGCCCUGAGCAGUGUCUUGUCAUCCAGCAGAACAAAAAAGUAAGAAAGGAAGUCUUUCUAGAGGAGACACAGAGGAACUGCAGAUGUGAGCUGAGUCAUCUCAGCUAUUUGGGAGGCUCAGGCUAGAAUCUUGUCAGUUCAAGGCAGCCUACCUUGUCUCAAAAAGCCAAACCAGAGCAGGGCACAGUGGCACACACCUGUAAUCCCACUCAGGAAGGCAGAGGCAGGCCGAUCUCUGAUUUUGAUGCCAGCCUGGUCUACAAAGUGAGUCCAGGGUAGCCAAGGCUAGAGAGAAACAAGCAAGCAAAUAAACAAAAAACACCAAACCAGAGUCAGCCAUGAUGGCUCAGGCCUGUAGUCCCAGUGCUUAGGAGAGAAGGGAAGAUGAGGUUAAGGCCAGCCUGGGCUGUCUCCAAUGUUCAGCUUUUCACACAGGUGGGGAAUAGCGCCUCAACACUUACUGACCAUUGGUGAUGUACUUAGAUACAUAUGACUGAUUACACACUGUUUCAAGAUGGUGUCUCAUACCUGUGAUCUCAGUACUACUCAGCUGAGGCAGGAGGAUGGUUCUAAGUUUGAGGCCAGCCUGGACUACUCUUUCUGGAGUACUUUGUAUUGCAUCAGUAUUAAAUCUGUAGUGCAAACCAGUAACCAUCGCCCGGGUUGGGGAGGCAAGAGGAUCUAAAUUCAGGGUCAUCUUUGCCUAUGUAAUAAAUCUGAGGUUACAUAAACCUGGCCCUAAGACAAAAUAAGAAGCCCCAGAAUUACUUUUAAAAGGUUUGUUUUUAUGCCAUUGAGUGUUUGCAUGAGUGCUGUUGUAUGCACCCCAUGCCUCAUGGAGGCUAGAAAAGGGCAUCAAUGCCUGGAGCUGGAGUCAGCAGGCAGUUGUCAGCCACCGUGAGGGUGCUGGAAUGGAACACUGGUCCCCUGGAAGAGCAGCCAGAACUCGCAAUCUUAACCACUGGCCCGUCCCUCCAGCUCCCAGAAUCUCAUCAGCUGUACGAUGCAGUAGUUUCUUGUAGCUGUCCAGUAUCCUGACUGAACAGUUAUAAGCCAUUAGUUCGUGUCUCCCUGUGAAAAACCGCAAAUAAAACAGUAACAUGUGUAAGGAGUAUUGCAGAGAAGACACAAAAGAGAUGUGUUUUUAUUUCAGAAAAACAUACACAGUGUUUUGAUUACCUCUCCAACUCUUCCCAGCACACCCCCUCUCAACUUCAAGGCUUCUGUUUUUUAUAAGCCCCUGAGACCAAUUAAUGUUGGGCACACACAUGGGCACAGGGCCAGCCACAGCUACCAGGGGCCACACCCUGAAAAAUUCUCUCCUCCAGCAGUCCCCAGUCACCUAAAGGGCCUCCAGGCGGGGGGUUCCCAUGAGCUCCUCCAUCCUUGCUGGGAUGUUGACUGGCUUACUCUUGUGCAAACAACCACAGCUGCUGUGAGACUAUGUCAUGCCCAGAAGACACUUUCACAGUAGAUGAGCAAGAUAGUAGUAGCUUCUGUGCUAGGACUUCUGACCUACUCAGCCAUGGGUUCUGGCCAAGUUUACAGUGGCAGGCAUGAGUUCCUCCUGUGCAGUAGGCCUUAACUCUGAACAGGAAAUGGUUACCUCCAUAAUAUUAAUGCCACUGAUUGCAUUACUAGACAUGUAUCUUGCCAAGAUGGUCUUUUAUUGCGGCUAUGUGUAAGACUUGGUUGGCUUUUCUUCCCCAACAACCUGCAUAGUGCCUUCCAGCACUAUGAAGGGAAGUUUCCAGGUCUGGUCUAGUUGGAUUUCAUGUGCUUUGACCAAAGUGGUGUCUCCAGCAACAUGUUCUGGUGGGUAACCGAGAGCAGUAGCAUUAACUUGUACUGUUUGGGGCAAUCUCAGGGACCACCCUGACAAAGGGGGCAUCCCACCCUUGACACAAGCAUUUACCUUAAUAAUCCAUGGUUUCUGGGACAGAGCUUUAUCAAGACAAGUUUCUCUGUGUAGCCCUGGCUGUCCUGGAAUUUGCUUUGUAGACCACGCUGGCCUCCAACUCACAGAGAUCCACCUGCCUCUGCCUCUCUAGUGCUGGGAUUAAAGAUGUGUGCCACCACACCUGGCUUGCAGCUCCAAGCAGUAGGUGCACAGCAGGCUCGUGGCUAGACCUCAAACACUCAUCUUCCCCAUUCAUGGAAUGGAAAUAAUGACUUCACCCGUCUUUCAAGGUUACUGUGAGCAGGUAGAAUCAAGUGUCAGAUGAUACAGUCCAGCAGAUGGGAGCUGUAUAUAUUGUCUUCUAAGUGCUGGCUUCAGAGCCAGAACAGUGACAGCAAGAUCUCGAAUCAGGUCUUUCCUCCACCCCUUAUUUCUGUGGUGUAAAUGAUCUGCCAGGUAGAUUUUUGAUAAGUAGAACCUCAGCCAGACAAGCUGAUAACAUAAGUCAUACUGCUAGUGUGUGUAACCAGGGGCCCCUUCUGCAAUCCUUCCAAUGACCCAUGACCUCUGUCUUAUCAUCACUAAAGGAGAGGCUCCAGGGUCGAGGCAGCAAACAAAUUAUCUGACCAAUGUCUAAAGCAGGGACAGACUAAGCAACCGUCCCAGCCAAGAGGAGCCUAAAGCCAGAGUCCAGCAUCUCCUGGGUGAGGCUCAAGAACAGAACAAAGAUAAGGAGACACAGCUGAGGAAGUGGGAUUGAUGAUGGACUUUGACUGGCAGUGCUCCACAGAUAUGCAUUCACAAGAAACCAGGCACCUAGGCGUGAAAACUCUGUCCUAUCAAUAUUUUCUGAAAGUAACAUAAGGAAAUUAAGUUGCUGGAUGUGAUGACAUGCACCCUCUACUCCUGGAAUUGCAAUAUAGUUGAGUCAGAAGGGCCGUGAGUUCAAGGCCAGUCUGUCCUUGUCUCCAAAAAACAUCUGUUGAAAACCUGCCUUAGCCAGCAGUUAAGACCACUGUCCGCCAUUCUGGAGGACCAGAGUUCGGUUCCCUACACCCAUGUUGGGUGGCUCACACUGCCUGUAACUCCUCCAGGGAUGCCCUCUGGCCUUAGGUUCCUACACAAGUGGCAUAAGCAGACACAUACUGCACACAUACACAGAAGUUCUUUGUUGAGGGGUUGGAGAGAUGGCUCGGUGGCAUGUGCUGCUUUUUUGAAAGUCUUGGGUUUGGUUCCCAGCACCCACAUGGUGGUUCACAAACAUCUGUAACUCCACUUUCAAGGGAUCCAAUGCCCUGUUCUAACCUCUUUGGACAACAGGCACACUGGUGUGUACAUAUAUACAUUCAGGCAAAACAAUCAUACGUAUAGAAUAAAUCUGUGAAAAAUUGUAAAGUCCAGUAUGAUGGCACAUGCUUUUAAUCCUAGCUCCCAAAAGGCAGAGGUGGGAAGAUCUCUCCGAGUUCAAGGCCAGCUUGGUCUCCAUGGCGAGUUCCAGACCUACCUAGGCUACACACUGAGACCUUGUCUCAAACCACUCCUUCCUCCCAGCCCCCAGCCCUGGCUCUCCUAGAACUUGGUUUGUAGAUCAGGCUGGCCUUGAAUUCACAGAGAUCUGUCUGCCGCUGCCUCCGGAGAUUAAAGUCAUGCACCAGUAUGUGACCGGUUAUGCUUUAUUUUGUUUUUAUCAAAAUGGAAUAUAUAAUUUGUGUAUGCAGAACAUUGCAACUUGCUUCUUUGAUUAGCAAUAA
Messenger RNA from Psammomys obesus (fat sand rat), 4921 nucleotides. RefSeq names its product TruB pseudouridine synthase family member 2 (gene Trub2). Bases 190 to 1140 code for a protein of 316 amino acids. Lineage: Eukaryota; Metazoa; Chordata; Mammalia; Rodentia; Muridae. Gene Ontology annotation, biological process: pseudouridine synthesis; RNA processing. The transcript is spliced from 8 exons. Gene Ontology annotation, molecular function: pseudouridine synthase activity; RNA binding. The record is from RefSeq and is a predicted model, not a curated record.